AUGCGGGCCCCCACUCUCCUUAUCGUGGCCCUCGCCGCCCUCGGUUCUCGUAUCGCCAACGCCUCGCCAAUCCCUGCCGGCAGCUUCAACUCCAACGUCUUCACCGUCUCCCACAAGCCGGUCACGAACGCCGACUCCCCCCCGGCCACCCCGAACCUCGUGCUUCGUGAUGCGAGCCCUGAUCACUCGCCUACUCUCUGGUCCUUCAAGACCUCCAAGAUUGGCCCACGCGACCUUAUAGCACGCGCUCUCAACGCGUUCAGAGCUGUGGGUUCAUCCACUGGUGGUUCAGCCGUCAAGCACGCCGACCACGCGCUCGAGAAGCGAGUCUUGGACGAGGAUACUUUCGGCGGGAACGCCCAGACGGGCGACAGUGGCAACGUUGACGGCGGCGACAUCAUCAACUUCGCGGACAACUACGGCAUCCCGACGAUCCUCAACCAGAACUCCAACAACGGCGGCACUGGCGGUAACUCGCUUGCCGGGUGCGCCUCCGGCGGCCGCGGUGGCAAUCAUGUCGCGGGAGGCAAUGGCCGCUCGGGCACGGCGGGUAACGCGAAGGGCGGCAGCGUCUUUAACUCGGGCGCGGUCGUCAAUGUCGAUUCUAACAACGCUGGAAACGCGGGUCUCACUCAGACUGGGUGUGCGUACGGUGGAGACGUCGAAGAGUUCUACGAGAGCAAGACGGACCAGUAUAAGUCGGAUGUCCACGAUGACGUACAAAAUACCGCGAAGACCAGUGAAGCAACUACUGGAGGCAACGUCGGGGACUACGCUGCGGCCUACAAGGCGGCGUAUUUCACUGGGCAGAACUGA
Epithele typhae is the source of this 816-nucleotide messenger RNA. RefSeq lists its product as uncharacterized. Bases 1 to 816 code for a protein of 271 amino acids. The transcript has 4 exons. The record is from RefSeq and is a predicted model, not a curated record. Lineage: Eukaryota; Fungi; Basidiomycota; Agaricomycetes; Polyporales; Epitheliaceae.